Moneuplotes crassus is the source of this 962-nucleotide messenger RNA. Lineage: Eukaryota; Ciliophora; Spirotrichea; Euplotida; Euplotidae. The record is from the annotation of a GenBank genome assembly.
AUGAUAUAAAUACUAACGUAAAGAUGAUUACUACUAAGAAGUGUGAUAGAAGAACAAUAGAUGCUUAUAUCGGACAACUUCAAGAAUGUAAGCCCCUCCCGGAGGAAGACAUCAAGGUCCUAUGCGACAAAGCCAAGGAGAUCUUCACUAAGGAAGAUAAUAUAGUCAAUGUGCCUGCUCCAGUCACUAUCUGAGGAGAUAUUCAUGGCCAAUUUUAUGAUCUCUUGGAGCUAUUCAAGAUUGGUGGAGAACUUCCAGAUACAAACUAUCUCUUCCUUGGAGAUUAUGUAGACAGAGGGUAUUACUCUAUCGAAGUUUUCUGCCUACUGGUCUCCUACAAAGUCAAAUAUCCUGAAAGAAUUACCUUAAUUAGAGGAAAUCAUGAGUGAAGAGCAACAUCCCAAACCUAUGGAUUCUAUGAUGAGUGUAUGAGGAAAUAUGGUUCCCCAAAUGUCUGGAGGAUAGUCACUGAUCUAUUUGACUACAUGCCAACAAACGCUCUUGUAGACGACAGUAUUUUCUGAACCCAUGGAGGCCUUUCUCCAACCAUUGAUACUCUGGAUCAGAUUAAGCUAAUUGAUAGAAUCCAAGAAACCCCUCACGAGGGAGGAAUGUGAGAUCUUAUGUGGUCAGACCCCUCUGAAUCUCCUGGCUGGAGGAUUUCUAACAGAGGAGCUGGAUACUUAUUUGGACAAGAGAUCUCAGAACAAUUCAAUUACGCAAACAACUUAAAACUAAUCGCCAGAGCACACCAAAUGGUCAUGUCAGGGUACACCUUCACUCAUGAGAAAAAUGUGCUAACAAUUUUCUCGGCACCGAACUACACUUUCAGGUGUGGUAAUGAAGCUGCCAUCAUGGAGGUUGAUGAAUUUCACAAAUACAACUUCACUCAGUUUGAAGCAGCCCCUUCACAGCAGCUACCAGAUGAGGACAAGAGAAUCCCAGAUUAUUUCCUUUAACGU